Molecule: messenger RNA, 1343 nt
Organism: Diospyros lotus (date-plum)
Lineage: Eukaryota; Viridiplantae; Streptophyta; Magnoliopsida; Ericales; Ebenaceae
Product: aquaporin PIP1-2-like
Exons: 4
Coding region: 94-951 (285 amino acids)
Biological process (GO): transmembrane transport; response to water deprivation
Cellular component (GO): vacuole; plasma membrane; plasmodesma
Molecular function (GO): water channel activity
Source: RefSeq, a predicted model, not a curated record
CUUCCUUCAUUACAGAGAGAUCACUAUUGUCGAAAUCGCAGGGUUUGCACACACGCACACACACAGAGCGAGAGAGAGAGAGAGAGAGAGUCAAUGGAGGGGAAAGAGGAGGAUGUGAGGCUGGGAGCCAACAAGUUCGCCGAGAGGCAGCCUCUGGGAACGUCGGCCCAGACGAAGGACUACCAGGAGCCACCGCCGGCGCCUCUGUUCGAGCCCGGCGAGCUCCAGUCAUGGUCCUUCUGGAGGGCGGGGAUCGCCGAGUUCAUGGCCACUUUCCUCUUCCUCUACAUCACUGUUUUGACCGUGAUGGGCGUCGUCAGGUCUCCUACCAAGUGUGGCACUGUGGGGAUUCAGGGCAUCGCUUGGGCUUUUGGCGGCAUGAUCUUUGCCCUGGUUUACUGCACUGCUGGGAUUUCAGGUGGGCACAUAAACCCUGCGGUGACAUUUGGGCUGUUCCUGGCUAGGAAGUUGUCCCUGACCAGGGCAAUCUAUUACAUGGUGAUGCAAUGCCUUGGAGCAAUCUGUGGGGCUGGUGUUGUUAAGGGCUUCCAGAGAAAACCGUAUGAGGCGUUGGGUGGUGGUGCCAACAUUGUAAACCCUGGCUAUACCAAGGGCGAUGGCCUUGGAGCUGAGAUUGUUGGUACUUUUGUGCUUGUCUACACUGUUUUCUCUGCUACUGAUGCCAAAAGAAGUGCUAGGGACUCUCAUGUUCCUAUUUUGGCUCCUCUCCCUAUUGGAUUUGCAGUGUUCUUGGUUCACCUGGCAACAAUCCCCAUCACUGGAACUGGCAUCAACCCAGCCCGGAGCCUUGGGGCCGCCAUCAUCUACAACAAGGAUCAUGCCUGGGAUGACCAUUGGAUUUUCUGGGUUGGACCCUUCAUUGGAGCGGCGCUGGCUGCACUAUACCAUCAGAUAGUGAUCAGAGCGAUUCCGUUCAAGAGCAGAUCAUAAGAGAUCUUCUGCUUCUCUCAGUCAUCAUCUUUUCAGCUGGAAUGUGUUUGCCUUUUGUUGUUGUUGUUGUUGUUGUCUUCUUUUUCUAUAUCUAUAGUGAGGCUGGAACUGAGCUGCUGCUGCUGCUGCUUGUGUAUAAAAUGACCGCCGGUUGUAAUCUGCAACCGAGUGUAAGAUUGUUCCUGUGCAAUGUAUUAUUGUUCUUCUUGCUGUAUCAAAUCCCCAAGUUCGUGAAUUCUUCUUCUCUUCAUUGUGGGGCUUUGCAUGUCUUUUUUUUUUUUGGUUUUAGAUUUUCAUUUUAGUUUUGAAUGUGAGUCUGGGGUUGCUCUUUGUAAUUAAAAAAAUUACUUCACUGGUUUGAAUUAUGGAAAUGAUAUGAUCUCUUUUGCAAA